ACAGCAGUUUCACACUGAUUUUACACGAAUCCUACUGUUAAUGAGUUAAAAUUAAUAUUAUUUUCAAAGCUAACAAAUUGUGUCAUUACAGUUAAGGUAGAGUGGAGUAUUCUCUAAAUAAAACUUUUUGAAGUCGCGGAAGUCAUUUAUUGCAGUAUCACGGUAUCAGUAACCGUUUACUGUCACGCACGCGCUUCCCGCGGUUUCUUCUCUCAGGCGCGUUCUCUUGCACAGAAGAAUUCCCGGCGCGGGCUGCCGUUGAGCGCGUGCUCGAGCAGACGCGGGAGCAACGCUGGAAGGAUUAGAACAGAAUUCACAUGCACAACUCUUCUGCCGCUGUACAAUAUAUGAGGACGUGCAGCGGAAUCCACGUGGCAAAUACAUGAAUGGUUUUUGAAAUUCAUCCCAUUGUCCCCGCCUGGACACGAGAGUGAAGCGUUGGAAUAAAGCAGAUUUAGUUUAUGUCAGAUGAAUUUGCGAGACGCUGCUGUCAGACCUGCUGUAGGGAGGCAAAUGAAGGGCAGGGCCCCCCCUCCACCUCCACAUCCUCAGCCUGCCCCCCGCAAGAUCUUCCGUAAUGUGCCUGAUGGAGGAGGGUCUUCAGGGGGAGACAGCAAGGAAAACAUGCUUCGACCCAGUGUGGAUCUCCACAUCACUUUGCCUACAGGGUACCAGACCACCAUCAAUGUGGACGGCAGAAAAGCUCUGAUGGAUCUGUUGGUGGACCUGUGCAGUCAGUACCAUCUGAAUCCAGCAUAUCACACCCUGGAGCUACUGUCACCUGAUGCUCAGCUCAUUAGCUUCAAGCCCAAUGCCCUGCUGGGUGCCCUGGACAUAUCCUGCGCCCUGAUCAAAGAGCGAGUGCUGGAGGACAAGGUGAUCCGGAAACCUCCACCCAAAGUGCCAGAGAAAACUGUGCGUUUGGUGGUGAACUAUCACCGUAGUCAGAAGGCUGUGGUUAGAGUAAAUCCAUUGCCCCCCCUGCGUACCCUGGUGCCUGUGAUCUGUCAGAAGUGCGAGUUUGACCCGGCCCACGUUCUGCUGUUCCAAGACAAUAUCAGCCACCACGAGCUGGACCUGGAUAAGUCCCUGAGUGAGCUUGGUAUCAGGGAACUCUAUGUCCUGGACCAGACGCUAGUUCUGCAGCCUAAAAUGGCUUUGACACCUGCCCUGAACUACUCAGCAGAAUCUCUUCACUCUAACAGUCAGAGCCUUAGUGGAUCAGAGAAGAGAGGUCUGCUGGGGUUCCUCAAGUUUAAUCGCAGAAAAUCAAAGACUGGAGAUCAGUCCUCUGAGGACAUGGACAGUCUUGAUGAUGAUAGUGUUGUUGACAAUGCAGACACUAACAUUAAUGGUAUUAUGUCGAUGGUGGUAAGUGGCCCAUGUGUGGAGACCCGUCCCAGCACUCUGGGUCAGUCUCAAUCUGUGAUGAACAUCUCCAGGAUGUCCCCGAAAGUGGAGUUAAAGAAACGCAGGGCUCCAGCACCCCCACCAGCUCCCACACAGACAGUGCCACUGGCAUCACAGAUAAGAGAGCAUGGCUCUCCAUCCUCACACAACCAGCUAAAGAAGCGCAAGGCUCCAGCACCUCCGCCCACUCCAUCCCCCAGUACACCUGAGCCUGUUAUGCCCACCCCUGAGCACACCGCGCCUGUGCGGGCCCCCAGUAUCUCUGUGCCAUCUGAAAGGAUACUUCUGCAAGCUCCUGCCACCAAGUCUCCAGCCGAUGACUCCGUGUCUGAUCUGAGCCACAGUAUUGAGGAUUCAGAACCAGCCAGGUCCAUCUGCAGUAGCUCCAGUGGUGAUGAUGUAGCUGCAGGAUCCAGCAGCAGCAGUCUAGCUGAGGAACCUGAGGCACAUCAGGCACAUGUGAUAGCUGCUUACACCACAUCUAAACGAGAAGCUGAACCUGCGCUUAAAUACAAGGAAGAAGAAGCUCCCUACACUAUGACAGAACAAGAACCGGGUCCAAGUUCACCAGGUUCAAUAGCAGAAGACACAGAGGUAGCACUGGAGCUAAAAAUGGAUGAGAUGGAGAAUAACCGCAAUAGUGGAAUAGCAUGGCUGUAUUCAGCUCACGAGACUGUGUCGAAGAAGACUGCAGAGCAGGAGAUGGAGACGGUGUCUGUGGCCAGCAGUGAGAGUUUUGCAGACCAGGGCUAUGCAGCAUCAGAGGGCAUGGCCGAGGUUCAGGUUCCGGUGUCUCCAUCUGACAGGAUCCAAUCUGCAUCACCUGUGGACAUAAUUUCUUGUAACAGUGGCUCAGCUCUGCCUGUGGAGCAGUCCAAAGACUCUUCCAGUGACAGCGAUGAGGGCUGUGCGACCUGGGGCUCCAGACAAAGUGGGAAAACUCAGCGAGGACAUCAGCCAAUCAAGAGACAGAACACCUAUGAAGAGGACUCAGAGAUCACCGCUCAGAUACACCUAACCCUAGCCGAUUUAGAUGCAAAUCUGGCUGACAUUAAUCAAUCAGAUGGAGCACCUGUUUUUGUAGAUGAUGAAAUCCCACUGUCCAUUGUUGACAUGGACAUUCCAGUUACAACCAUUGACGAAGUUCCUGAUAAUGACCGAUGCAGCACAAGUGAGUGUGAGGCGACGUCAUUGUGCAGCACUCAAAACAUCAUCAGCCAACCUUGUACACCUUGUAAGGCGAUCCAAAACAAAAACAACAAUGCCUGUCUGACAGAGCAGAAAAACCUGAGUCCAUCUUCAGCCACUCAGAAGCAGUCCCAAGACAUUAAGCUAUUAGACAUUGAGAAACACGUGAGUCCAUCUUCAACUACUCAGAAGAGGUCGCAAAAGAAUAAGCUCACAGAUGAUAAGGAACAGAAAGUUGUCUUGAACCCUGACACUAAGAGUAAAGCUGAAACUGAAGACCUAAAGAGCCAGAAAGACAUUGUAUCUCAGAAACCUCCAAGUCCUGUUUUAUAUUCUACAAUUAAAAGUAUUCAAAAGAUUCCUGAGGACAGACUACAGCCCGCACUUAUGGUCCAAAGACAUAGCACAGAGACUACUAAUGAAGACACAAGACCUACCAACAGAGCCCCUGCAACUCAGGGUAAAAUCACCCAGAGUUCUUUCUCUCGUUUUGGAAUGAAAACAUUCACAGUCAUUCCUCCCAAGCCAGCUGUGUCCCAGACUACCAAGCCUAUGGGCUCUCUAGUCAUAGGUGCCAUUAAGAUUGAUGAACAGGGCAACAUGGUUACAAAAAUGCAGAUUACUACAGCCUCAGAAAAACGUGGCAGCCCUGAAGAGGUCACUAGUGCAACAGAAUCCUCACUGGGAAAAGCCAAAUCUUUCUGGAGCUCUGCAGAGAAGCAAGACCAAUCAACUACCACCAACCAAGGACCCAUGGUGAAGAAUAGAGAAGCUGAUGUGUUUAAACCUUCAAUUGAAUCUGGAGUCUCUAAACUUUCGGAGAAAUCACUUAUUGAGGAAGCGCCCAAAGAGAUCAUUAUGUUGGAAAAGAACCCCAUAUCUGUAGUGGCAAGUAAGCCAUUGAUCCCAGAGCCUGUAGAGUAUUCCAAUUUCACAGCUAAAAAGCGAGAUCUCUCAUUUCUUAAACCCUCCAGAAGAACAUCUAGCCAAUACGUAGCUUCAGCCAUUGCUAAAAACAAUGGCUUUACCAACACUAAAAUAAAUAGCAUUCUGGAGCCAACAGAGUCCAAUGCUGGUUUUCAAAAUCUACCCAUCUAUCAAAGGUUUAAUAAUGAGAUUAGACCUACAAACACACUUCCAAUGGGAUUGUUUAAGCCUGCUACCACUUUGAAACCUACAGAAAGUUCAGUGCCUUCUUUUGGGGGCUCUAAACACUUGCAAAGUUACCCCAGUCAUGUUGUGGAAAAGCCAAGUUCUAAACGGAUUAGUAGUGUUGAAAAAGGCAUUCUGCAUGGGGAAGACAAAACCAAAUUUGUGGACUCACAACCCAUAUAUAACAAAGUCCAGCCUUCAAAAUGUAUUUCCACUUAUAUUAAAUCCUUUGAAUCCAAUUCAGAAGAAGCCACAUCAGUCAAUAAGUUCCCAGACAUCUCCUUACCUCGACAGAUGCCAACAGACACCACAUGUCCACCACUUUCAAAGAAGCCAGAGUUAAACAAAUCAGAGAUUCUGUCUGAACCAAACCAGGGUAACAUGUUUGGACCAGUUAAGAAGAUCAAACCUGUUGUUUUUAAGCCUGUCCAAAAGGAAACUUCUCUCCAUAGCUCGCUAAUGGAGGCUAUUCAGUCUGGAGGUGGGGUUGAAUGCCUCAAAAAGGUAUCUGAUUCUUCUAGCAGUUACACUGUUAAGAAGCCAUCUUUCGUUGAUGUAGAUAAUGAGCAUUCUGCACUUUUAUCUGAGAUAAGAGCUCCAAGAAACUCUGCCAGACUGAAGAAGACCAAAUCAGGAGCAGCUAAGGAGCUGGAGCAGCACAGGAAGGCUGAGGAGGAAAGAAAUCUCCAGAGAGAUAUGAUCUCACCUCCUCCAACCCCUCCUGCUUUUGUGGCACCCCCACCUCCAGCCUUUAGACCUCCCCCACCUCCUGCUCCAGCUCCAGCCAAGCCACCUCUAGUGCUGCCCGCUGGGGGGAACCCAGAGAUGGCCCGAGAGGCUCUUCUGGAGGCCAUCCGCUCUGGCUCUGGAGCCCAACGACUGAGGAAGGUACCUGUCACACAGACAAGAAGGCAAGUGAAUGGGAGACUUGGCACCAUUCAAGCAACAUCGCCACUUUCUCACGGACACUAGAAACUUUCACUGGAUCAUUGUUUGGGUUUUCAAUAAAUCCACAGCCAAAUCUGGUGUUUGAGCAUUUAUGCUAAUGCUGUUGCAGAUAAUGCUAACACAGUCUUCAGAGCCUUCUUUAUUUAUAGUGAUAUGCUGCUUCACAUCUGUGCCAAUAAUAAUUUGCUUAGAUUCAGGCAGUUUGUGUCCUUCUACUGACAUGCUAAUGAUGACGUUGAAUUUCUUGGUUAAUGCUGCUAGCAGUUUAAUAUUGUUUUUUUUUUGUUUUUUUUUUUCAUAAAAGUCUGCCUGACCUCUAUAUCUUUAUCAUUAUUAUACCUGAAUAUAUUAUGCAGGUAUUUUCUGUUGAAUCACAGUAUAAGAUGGCUGCAGUUAAAUCCACCUGCAAUAGUCCUUGGCAAUAUGCUUGUUGAUUUUUCUUUUUUUAAAGCAACACUAGGUUGUAAAGUGGGAAGUAUGUUAAACCGACAUAUUUUUAUUUAAUUGUUAUUUUACAAUGUUUUUCUCUUUAAAUGUUUAGUUUCACAGUUCUCAGUACUCUCAGAAUAAUCAUUAGAGUUCUUUACAGGUACAGUUCUUGACAAUGUGAAUUGUUUUUGAACCAUUGUAGAUACACAUGCUGCAUGUUUGACCAAUACAAAUGCAUCUUUAAAAAUAAUUUUCUAAAGCAAAUUUUUAAAACACUUGACUAAUAGGUACUAAAUUACAUGGUUAAGACAUAAUUAUAAUAUAAUCAAUGCCUUCUCAUUAAGCUACUAGACAAUUGUGAUCUAAACUAGAGCUGUCGUGGUGCUUCAGCUUUAUUGUAUGUUAUUGGGAAAAUUAUACACUUCUAGAAUUUAUAGUAAAUUGUUUAAUAUAUUCACACAAGUUGUAAAUCUUUGUUGUUGUCAUUUAGUACUAUAUACUAUAUGACAUACCUGUAUGGUUGUAAUCUUACUGAAUCAAUGACUUAAGUAUACACAAGUCAAAAGUUGUAUAUUUUGUAAAAAAAAAAAAAAAAAAAUUAUAUAACAUAUAUGUGUGUGUGUGUGUGUGUGUGUAUGACACUAAUAUACAGUUUCAGAUUUAACACUACAGCAUUAGUGUAAUGAAAGAAAUUUUCACAUUUUUAAAUAAUACUUGUAAAUCAAUAAACUAAAUUUGACUUA
Messenger RNA from Myxocyprinus asiaticus (Chinese sucker), 5870 nucleotides. It is a transcript of the gene cobl, whose product is annotated as cordon-bleu WH2 repeat protein. The transcript is spliced from 16 exons. NCBI's taxonomy places the organism in Eukaryota, Metazoa, Chordata, Actinopteri, Cypriniformes, Catostomidae. The record is from RefSeq and is a predicted model, not a curated record. Gene Ontology annotation, cellular component: terminal web; plasma membrane; neuronal cell body. Bases 469 to 4722 code for a protein of 1417 amino acids. Gene Ontology annotation, molecular function: actin monomer binding. Gene Ontology annotation, biological process: actin filament network formation; actin filament polymerization.